This is a messenger RNA of Wyeomyia smithii (pitcher-plant mosquito), 3158 nucleotides long. RefSeq lists its product as uncharacterized. The coding region runs from base 539 to 2953 and encodes 804 amino acids. The transcript is spliced from 2 exons. NCBI's taxonomy places the organism in Eukaryota, Metazoa, Arthropoda, Insecta, Diptera, Culicidae. The record is from RefSeq and is a predicted model, not a curated record.
UGCUCGAUUAGUUCUUCGCAAACCACGACGAUGUACAGCAGGUGCCUCUGAAGGGGAGGCUUUGCGCCUGGGAUAAAUUUCGGUCAGAGAAAAAAACGAAAAACGUUUGAAUACAAUAAGCUAAAGUAAAGCUGCUGAACUUGUAAUGUGAUUAGUGAAAACGAUGAAAGGAAUAAUUUUGCUUGGUAAAACAUUGAGCACAGUUAUAACCACUUGAAUGAAAAAAUCAUCUAGAUAGGAUACAACGAAAUUGGCACAUCUCUUAGCACUGGUUUUUUUUUUAUUAUCAUCAUACCUGCGCCAGCUAACAAUGAAUCAGUUAGACAGAUAAGGCACAUUGUGAUCAAGUGAUAUGACUUAAUAAAAAAUCAAUAAUCAUUUCAACAGCCUUCUCGUAUGUUGGUGCAAUAAACGUACGCUACGAAACUGAAGAAGACGGUGACUAGAAGAAGUUUCAUUAGUGUGGUGUUGUAUUUGUCGUCGAAAAUCGAAAUUUGGCGACGUAAAAGAAAAAAAAGUGAACUUCUAAACAGCAAACAUGGAACACUUGUCAAUACUGACAGCCGGCUGGAGCUACAUUCCGGCCGGGCUCACGUUCGGUUAUAUGCUGAUGGUACCAAUUUUGAAUCAAACUAGGAACGACCAAACAGAAACUGAACAGAACAAAACUAUCUACGACGAAACAGAAUACUGGCCUUUCAUAGUGGCCAUCAUCACGCUGAUCAUCUCGGUGGCGCUAACCAACGGUCUGAAGCUGAACUAUCGCAAGUGUCAGUUUGUGCAUCUGUACUUGCAGCUGGCGGCGAUGGCUUUCUACCUUUGCGCAGGACUGAUCUUUCUGCUGGUGGAGGGCAUCUCAGGCAUCGUUCCCACCAUGUAUUUGGCUGCUUGUGGUAUGGGCCUGACGCUCAUCCCCGGUCUCAGCUAUAUUCACAUCCGGGCACCGGCCCGGUGGCGACCGCUCUACAUGUCGCUGUGUUACUUCUGGUUCCUAGCCGGUGUCGGAGGUACCGCCACAAUCUUCAGGAUUGAAACUGAGGAUGACGUGAUCUUUCCCAUUUGUCUGCUGAGCAGCACUGCCUGCGUCAUCGUUAUGAUCGCCCUGGUUGAGAUGCUGCAGCGGGAAGGAAUUGUCAACUACAAGAAACCGCUGGAUUUCGACACGGACAUCGCGCACGAAAGUGGCAAAUUGAUGGGCGACCGGCAGGGAAGCGUUAAUUUGUAUAACAACUUUUCCUCUGCGGGUGUAGCGACGCUGUCGAACGGUGGGGCACUUCCUAAACAGUGGAACUCUUCGACGGAGCAGAUUAUUGCCGGCAGUGCCGACACAAACCAACGCAACUUCCGCAAGCUGUGGGUGUUCUAUAUGAUUUUUACCAAGCUGCAAGGUUUAAUCGCUUUCUAUUGGAUAUUUUUGCACGUAAGCGCGUAUUACAGUCAAUUGCUCUUCGAUGAAAAUACGGAAUACGUUUUUUUCUGGUUCCUAGUGCUGGGUUCACUAAUAGGGACGCUUUGCAUGGUUUUUCUCAGCGCAAAAAUAGUGUUCCUGGGGGCAUCCGUGUUGCAUACUAUUGGGCUGAUACUGGCGGUAUCCUUUCUCUAUACCGGCGUGGGCGACGUCCACGUGGGGGUUUCGAUGCUCGUUUUUUACACUUUUAUCGGCGCAUCGUUAGUCAUUCCAGCGAUUAACAUUUUGGAACUGUCUCCGUUAAACUUUAACGAAUCAUUUCUGGCGAUGGGAACGAUCCUGGAGUUACUGGGAAUAGCACUGAUUCAGUAUUAUUCAGUAACAAAUAGAGAGUUUUAUCCACCUCAAAAACUGACUAAGACUGCAAUUGAGGUGCAUGGCGAUGUCAUAGCGGCACACUUCAUAGCAAUGAUCGUGCUCAGUGUGAUCCUGCAGGUGAUCGUGUUGUGGCAUAUGCCGACAACUUUUAAGAAAUCGCUCCCCGAAAUCAAAUCCGAUCUUGCUCGAAUGACAUCCUAUUUCGCGUUUGCCAGAAUGAUGGUGCCGGUCAGCAGCAACCAUCAACCGAUGACCCGGGCGUACGAAGAAAGCAUUGCUUCCGAGCGGCCAGAAGUGGAUGAGAAACAGUUGAGCACCAGAAACGGCCAUCUGGCAGUGGCCGCUUCCCACUACAACGAACGAAGCGACGAUAGUACGGGUAGGGGCAGCCCCUAUAACGAUUUCUCCGAGUCCAGAUACAGCCGACGCCAAGUUGUGGAUCAAGAUUUCUCUGCCUCACCGGAUCGAGACGAUCCGUACCUACAGGAGCAACUGCAACGUCAGCACGAACGAAACUACAUCCUCUCGCGACAACAGCAAUAUCGACAGCAAGCACGCGAGUCCCCGGAAUCCCAGCCGUACAAUUACCGCGCCGAAAGACGCUCCGAAAAUCACUAUCAACAGCGUGCCUUCAAUCCUCCCUUGGAUGACUACAGUCCAGAACGUCCACUUAGCAGAAGCAGCCAAAUAAAUCACCGCCCAGGUCCUCCCUUGCUCGCCCGUCAGCAAUACUACGAACAGUACAGCCAAGAACGUCCCCAACCUCCCUUACCUAAACCAUCCCCCAUUCGCCAGUCGCCCGCUCCAUCAACAACCAACGAACCGGUAGUUCCGAUGCUGGUGCGACGGCCGCCACCAUCGCAAACCGUCAAAUCCGAACCGGGAUCGGUAAUUCGCCCACGGCUGCAGACGCAGAAGAGUGAAGCUCCGGCACCGCCGCCACUGCCACCGGCCGAUUACCUCACCAAAUCGUUACCCCGGAUCAGACCCGACCGUCAAACGCGCGAGAGUAUCCACCCGGUGCUGAUACCGAAACCGGCCAAACAGCGGGAAGAGAUCGUCCCGGGUGUCGAGUACACCAGCAAUCUGCGACCGUCGGAGUUUUUGCGCCAAAAUCGGCAGUCGAUGUUUUUCCGUGAGUCCACGGCGGUACCGGAUUUUGACUGACGGGGAUGACGGAAUCAGUGGGAUUGGGGUGAGUUGAGUUUUACCGUACGUUUUGUGAGGUUAAAUAAAUGUAAUCAGUACGACAGCACCAGAAGGGUUUGAUUGCUCGUAGUGAAGUCACAGAGGUCGUUUGGAAGUUUUAUUAUUAGAUUAGUAUUAUUUUUUAUCAAAAGGUUGAGAAUGAAAACAGAAGUGAAUAAAAAAA